ACCAACGUCACCAUCCCUCCGAAACUAACAACAUGGAGUCCGGUGUUUAGAGUGCAAAGGCGGUCUUCACCGUUUGCUAAACCUAUAUGCUUUCCCGGUGAUCCUGAGGGAAGGCUGCGACGCUCCGGGACGCAUACAGCGCAACGCACACAUGCUCUAUAAGCGCCCGUGCGUUCGUGCCACUUGAAUCCAAAUAGGACAUGGAGAAAGCGAUGUGAUUGGAAGCAGAGAAUUCCAAAGACAGGCCGCUUUCCAAAUGGAAUUGCUCUUCAUAAUGUAGGACAGGAGAGGUGGAUUGUAUCUGCACACCAGCCUGUGCACCAGAGGAUCAUGGAGCCUGAGGAUGAUCUCUCGACCAGGGACUCCCAAGAUGUGAUGUCCAACCAAGGGCUACUGCCUUCAACAUCAACAUCCUUACUCAACUGCACCUUCCUGGGGGGGUUAUUGCAUUGUGAUGACGUGGAGAAGGGGGAUGAAAAUGGAGAUUCAGAAGGUCCAAACUGCUUUUUCCCCACACUGGAACAUUGUGGUAGAGUACAGAAAAGUCCACGUUCUUCAGGCUUUCCCUCAUCUCUCACAUGGGACUCGGACUCGGAGAAAGAAACCUUGGAUGAGGAAGAACUUCAGCACUUUUCUAACCCUCAUGGUCUGGCUGCUCACAGCCCAGGGAGUCCCACCUCUGUACUACAACAAGACAGCUUUGACAUUGAUCCGUGCCAAGAACCUGUGGAAACCAAGCACUUAUUUCUUGAUAAAAACCCACUUGCCCCCCUGGAGGUGGAGAAUCAAGGAGAUGUUACAUACAGGGAGCCAACAACAGACUCCAGCCUACCGAAGCGUGCAGCAAAACGUAAAAAAACGAAAAUGGGAAAAGACAAAGUGAGCCAUCUACCAGAUACUACACCAAAAGAGGCAUGCCAAAAAGAAGAGAAAGAUAAACAGAAAGUCCUUAAUUGUAGAGGGCAGGAAGAGAAGAUCCCCAAAGAGGCUGAUGUAUACACCUUCCCAGCAGACUCUGAGCCAGAGAGUCCACCACCUGGACCUUGGGCGCACUGCACCUUCAUCCAGCGCAGAAGGAAAAAGAGGGUCAUACUGAGGCCUUUCUCUGGUUUAGGCACCUGGCAACGCACAACGGGAACCGGCAGAAGGACCAGGGGAAAACCCUCUGGAGCAAAGCAGCGUAGGAAAACCGCAAAGGAUGGGGGAGGGAUGUUCGAUUUUAAAGAGGAAAAAACAGAGAAGGUACGGGGUAGGCAGAACUCAGUAGUAGACCACCAACUGGACGAAGACCUCUCCCAAGAGAUUUUCACAUGUGUAGAAUGUAGCAUUUACUUCAAAAAACGUGCCCAUCUACGUGAACACAUGCUUGAGCAUGGCCAGGUCGGGAGACCUGGGAAGAAAUGGCAAUGUGGAGAGAAAGAAACUUGGAGCGGACAUCUUAAUAAAAAUGCUUUUGAAUGUAUAGAGUGUGGUCAGGAGUUUGUAGACAAGGUACUGCUGGUAGAUCAUCACCGAUGCCAUGAGGAGUCACGGCAGAAAAUCCUUGAAGAGAUUGGAAAAUUAAAUGAGGGAGAAAAGCGGGUGGCAGUGCAAGCCAGUUGCAGCAAUGCAUCGGAGCCAGUCAUCCAAGAGUUAACAAAGGUCAACUGUGGCCAGUUUGUGUGUCCUGAGUGCAACUUUAGCUGUGAUGUGCCUCAAGAGCUUUCCGAGCACGCCAAGACGCACACCACCCGAAAAAGGGCUGGGGUUUAUCGAACUUCACCCCGCUUCCAGCAGAAAUCCUGCAAGAAAGGACAGGUCCAGUCCUCUGCAGAUGUUACACCAACUUUUAUCACUUCACCUCUCAACAAGAGGUACCCCAUCCGAGCAUCCAAAAAACCUAAAGAAACACAGCCCGACAUUGCCCCUUCACAGGUGGAUUCAUUGUCUUGUCAAAGUGCUUCUGCAACCACAGGAGAAGCCACAGACCAACCUGAUAAAGCAACUCUGCAUGCAAAUACAAACCAUUCGGAGGAGUUGAGGCAAAUAGGAGAGACAUCUCUCUCUAUGGAAGAGAAUGUUCUACAACCUCAGGACCUAAUGUCUCCUCCUCCAAAUCCAAGGGCUGUUCCGCGGUGUAAGGAUGUGGCAUUCAAGAGCAUAGGAAAAAAGCGCUCAGUCCGGGCUGCAAAGAAUAAACUGGGGCGCACAAGAGCAAGUACAAGACUUGAUCGUAAGUCAACCCUGACUACCGGUGUAACAAAGCAAGUCCGAAUCUCAAACCAGACUGCAGAUAAGGGCCAGAAAGAAGACAUUCCAACACCAGAACCAGAGCAUGGUUCAAAACAAGACUCCAAAACAGGGAGUGAGACACCUGCCAGUGCUCUGGAUCUCAAAGCCUGCUCCUCUUCACCAAAGAAGAGCAGCAAAAAGCUUGAAGCACAGGAGAAGGAACCCAAACUCAAAAAAGACAAAUCUGAUAGUCAGGGGAGGAACAAAGAAGACACACUUGUUGCUGCUAAACUAGAGGAUGGUGAUGAUGAUGAUGAUGAUGAUAAUGAGGAUGAAGAAGAUGAAGAUGAUGAAGAUGUUGUAAAUCGUCUUAUUGGUGCAUUAACUGAGGAAGAUGAUGAAGAUGAUGAUAGAGAGGGGUUGUUCAAGAGCGUGGAAAGAAAAUGCCCUUAUUGCCCAGAUCGAUUCCAUAAUGGCAUCGGACUAGCCAAUCACAUUAGGGGUCACCUGAACAGAGUGGGUGUCAGUUACAACGUUAGGCACUUCAUCUCCCCAGAGGAGGUUAAUGCCAUUGAGAAGAAAUUCUCCUACCAGAAAAAAAAAAAAAAAGUCGCCAACUUUGACCCGUCAACCUUCAGCGUUAUGAGAUGCGAGUUCUGCAGUGCCGGCUUUGACACCAGGGCUGGUCUCUCCAGUCAUGCCCGAGCCCAUCUCAGAGACUUUGGCAUCACCAAUUGGGAAGUCACGGUUUCUCCCAUUAAUAUUCUCAGAGAGCUUUUUGCCAAGCAUCCAGAUCUUGUUCUAUCCACUGCUCCCACACAUACUCUCCAGUCAAGUCAAGAGGAAAACUCUGAUGAAGAGCAAGAGAGCAGGAAAGAUAUUAAAGAUGAGGAGAACAUGACUGCAGAUCUUGCCACUCUUUCUUCUCACUCUCCAAAACAGCACUGGAAAGAAAAGCACAAUAUCAAUGAACCAGCGGGUGGGGAGGAGGCAGAGGAUGAGGAAGAGGAAGAUGAAGAAGAGGAGGACCAAAUGCCCCGUACGGAUAAGUCGGCCACAAGUCCAGAAGAAAAGACCCUGUUUACUCUAGAGGAAGAGAGCCCUGAAUCUAAAGAGACCGAUUUUAUGGGCUCCAACUUGUUGAAAUGUGAGUUUUGUGGUGCUACAUUUGAGACACGUCGUGGUUUGUCUAGCCAUGCCCGCUCUCACCUACGACAGCUGGGUGUUGGCAUGUCGGAGAACAGUGGAGCACCCAUUGAUCUCCUCCAUAAGAUCACUAAGGAACGUUCAAUUGAUUCAUGCUUCACUGGCAGCUGCCCUACUAUGGAAUCAUCUAAGAAGCCCCAGCACCAUGCCCCUAUUGUUCCUAUACCUAGCCCCACAAAAGAUGUUGAAACUGAAGAAGGACUGCUGGACACAAAGCCCCCUGUCCCGUUUUCUGUAGCUGGCUCCGCUAUUAAAGUUUCCUCUUCCCCAACUACUCCAUCUGCAGCUGGCUCUCUGCCUUCCUCUCCAUUUGUAAAGUCUCGAUCCCCUUCCCCAGUGCUGAGAAAGGCUCCCAUCUCUUCCUUACUACCCGUGUCUUCCCCACUGCGAUCCCAGGAGCAUAAGGCCUUAGGAAAGAAACAGUCUACAAACCUCUCCAGUCCAACCAAACCAUUCUGGGCACCGCAAGAGACAGAUGCCCCUUUGAACCUUACGAUGGACAUGGACUCUAAAGAUAUUAUUUGCCAGUUGUGUGGUGCAUGGUUUGAAACAAGAAAAGGCCUUUCAAGUCAUGCUCGUGCACAUUUGCGCCAUUUUGGGAUUGAGUAUUCAGAAUCCAAGGGCUCCCCCAUUGACCUACUCAACCGUUUCAUCUUGACUGAUGACUUUAAGCACAAAGCAAAUUCUUUUCUCUCCGAUGGUCCUGAGGACCUGAGGUCCAAGAAGAUCAGCAUGACUUCCCUCUUACCCUCCACUUCCACUUCUUCCUCUAAGAGACAUAUUCCCUCCAGCCCUGUCCUAUAUAAAAUGGCGACUUCUUCUUUGAAGACAGCCAUUGGCUCCAAAGCUACCUCAUCUUCUACCCACACCCUAUUGGGCCCACCCCCAAAGAAGCUGAAACCCUCCUCUUUGCAGGUCCUUCGUUUCAGUGGUGGGGAAGUGAUGUCCUUUCCUAUAGAGCCAAUGAAAGACGUGGGCUGCGAAUUCUGUGGAGAACUUUUUGAGAACCGCAAAGGCCUCUCCAGCCAUGCUCGCUCCCAUCUGCGCCAACUUGGCAUCACAGAAUGGUCUGUGAAUGGCUCACCUAUUGACACAUUAAAAGAGAUUAUAGUCCGCCGAGGCCUACCGUCCAUUAUGCCUCUGAAGUCCCCCAAAUCCCCCUGUUCUUCUCCGGGCCCAGGAAUGCCUCGGCCUGCGGUCCAGUCCUCUUCCCCACCAGGGAAUGUUCUUGGGCGCCUACCUUUCCAUUUUGCCAAAACACAAAGCCACAACCAGCCUACUUAUCGCAAAAUGUCUCCUUCGACAUCUGCUGCCAGUUCCCCCCAAACAGUAGAGCUGGUAAAGCCAAAACCAGAGCCUGAAAUUGUAGAAGUUACUAUGAAAGGAUCAGACAUGGGAGUAAAUAAAGGCUACAGUCCAGAGCCAUUACAUUCCAGUUUAAUUACUUCAGAUAAUGUUUAUCCAGUCAACUUGGUCAUGACUCAGGAGAAGGAACCUUCCCGUGAUAUUCGCUGUGAAUUCUGUGGUGAAUUCUUCGAAAACCGCAAAGGCCUCUCAAGCCACGCACGAUCACACUUGAGGCAUAUGGGUAUCACAGAGUGGUCUGUAAAUGGCUCGCCCAUUGACACACUGUGGGAAGUCAUGAGGAGACAGGGCACAACCCCUGCAUCUGUUGCCUUGGGCAUAAAGGAGGAACCGGGACAGAAUGGUGGAAUUUCAUUGAACAGUCAGGGCUAUCAGACCUCUGCCCUGUCCCGCAAAUCACCUCUUAAUCUGUUACACUCUGGUUCGCGCCUCCAUAAGCAUGGGCUGGGAAGCAUGACCUUGUCCCCCACCUCACCUGUGGGGAAGAUUUUUGGAGUGUCUCCACUGAAGAAGAAGGUGCUGGUGGAGGAGGGACAGCCAGGAGAGAAGACACUGCUCAUCCAAUCUAAAAACUUCUCGCCUCCCCCACAGGACUAUUCCUUUAAGGGUAAAGCCUCAGCGGAGAAGCAUGGGAUAGGCCACAUGGAUGCUAGUUGUGAACUCUGUGGAUUCUACUUUGAGAACCGGAAGGCAUUGGCCAGUCAUGCUCGGGCACAUUUACGACAGUUUGGCGUGACAGAGUGGUGUGUAAAUGGUUCGCCUAUCGAGACGCUGAGUGCCUGGAUACGCAGCCGUCCACAGAAGGCAGCAGAGAUGCAGCAAAGUUAUGUGCAAGGAAACCGCUAUACCCAAAAGAAAAGGUGCAGUUCCACUCUCUCACCAUCCUGUAACUCUGUCCCUACAACUCCUGUUUCCCAAAAGCCUGCAGUGUCCAAAUGGGCAUCUCUCACUUUGCCUCAAAAGAGGGCAAUUGAACGUGAUGCCAACAGUUGUUCAUGGGGGUUGUCAUCGCGGGGAACAGACCCAAAAAGCAGGAGUGGAAGUUCCACUCAGCAUGGCCUUAUUCCACAGCCUGGCGGCCAUCAUUCCAAUAACGCUCUUCCACAUGCACAGGUGGCCCAUAGUGAACUCAACGUGCGUUUGCCACGAGGAUUUGAGAGACGGCCACUUAAACACCCGUCACAUGUUGAAGGAGGGGAGGGAGAGAGUGGCCCCCCAAAGCCUCGCUCCAGUACCAUUCCUGCCCUUGUGCCAAAGCCCCCCUCCACCCCACUGGUUAGACUUGUGGGUAAAAUUUACUCACUCAAGUGCCGGUUCUGUGACAUGGAGUUUCACGGCCCUCUCUCGGUACAGGAGGACUGGAUCAGGCACCUGCAGCAGCACAUCCUCAACCUUAACUACAACAAGACUGCAUCACCCCCAAACGACACUCCUGUCCAAAGUGACACUCCUGCUCCAAACCCCAUUGUCUCAGCUGCUACCUCCUCUUCCACUACAACCACAGCUCCUGCCGCGACCCCGUCCACGCCCUCCCCAAUGCCCACUUCAGCCUCCACACCUACACCCACUCUCAACCAAGUCUCCGUGGGGCGUCCGGCAACACUAGAGCCAAUUCCUUCGCCUGCAAAUUAGACCAUGUUUCCCUCCUACAUAUGUAUGGGAUGCCAUCAUCUUCACCAGUUACAUCCCUAAUCUGUUCUUUUUGGUUUCUGUAUUGCUCAUCUUUGAAUAUUUCUAUCUCUGAUCAAAGGGAGAGAUUUUUUCGGAAAUUCUCAGCUAGCGACCUUCUUACCCUGACCUACAUCACAAGCAUCUGUUAUGAUUCAGGCGUGAGGUAGGUGUGUUGCCAUGACAGUUCUCAUCUCCCUUUUGCCUCGAAAGGAUUGAUCAUUAUUUAUG
Rhinichthys klamathensis goyatoka is the source of this 6681-nucleotide messenger RNA. It is a transcript of the gene wizb, whose product is annotated as WIZ zinc finger b. The transcript has 17 exons. The record is from RefSeq and is a predicted model, not a curated record. Gene Ontology annotation, biological process: regulation of transcription by RNA polymerase II. Gene Ontology annotation, cellular component: nucleus. Lineage: Eukaryota; Metazoa; Chordata; Actinopteri; Cypriniformes; Leuciscidae. Bases 331 to 6414 code for a protein of 2027 amino acids. Gene Ontology annotation, molecular function: DNA-binding transcription factor activity, RNA polymerase II-specific; RNA polymerase II cis-regulatory region sequence-specific DNA binding.